AUGAGUCCGACCGAACCUUCUCAGCAACAGUUAAAUACUCCUACCAAGAAAAAGAAUAAUAAGAAGAAAAAGAACAACGCAAAGUCAAAACCGGUAGAGGACGGGGCUAAGGCCUUAGGAACAAAUCAGGAUGGAGAGCGACCUGACGAGGACGGUAACGAAUCCGACGAGCCAGAUGCCACCGUAGCAGAGAGUGCACCAAAAGAUCCCCCGAACGGCCAUACCACAUCGCCAACGACGAAUGGACACCCUGUCCAAGAACCGAGCACAAAGGAAACGACCGACUCCACAGAUACAAGCGCUAGGUUAGAAGCUAUAACACAAGAGCGAGAAGCUCUAAAAACAGAAGUAGAGCAGCUACGCAAGCAACUCGAAUCAAUACAAGAAACACAUACACAAGAAACGACCCAACUCAAAUCAGAAUUAGAGGAAUCCGAAGCAGCAAAAGAACAAGUCGAGGAGCAAUAUCAAACACUCGUGGAAAGAGUCGAAAAGAUUAAAGAAAACGUUGGUAACAGGUUAGCAAGAGGAAAGGAAGAAUUAGAAGAAGCGAACCAACGUAUCGAAGAAUUAGAAGGCCAGAACGAGGAGCUUCAAAGGGGUGCACAAACAUACGAAGAUGAAGUGGAAAAGUUAAAGGUCGAAUUACAAGAUGCCACCAGGGAAUUAUCUAGCUUGCGGAGCCGCAACAAUCUCUCGCAGCACAACUCACUAAAGGAGAAAGAGGAUAUGACCCGGCAAAUCCAACAUUUGAGAGAGGAAGCAGAGGCGGCUAAGGACGCCAUGGGCGAUUGGGAAGUCUUGGCAAUGGAAGAACGUUCAAUCCGUGAAUCCCUUACUGAGAAAGCAGCUGCCCUCGAGGAACAACUUUGCACACUAAGAGAGAGUUACGAACGAGUCGCCACAGAACGAGACAGUCAAUCGCAAGCUGUCGACAGUCUUCAGAGAGCGCUACAGGAGAUCCAAGAGGCGCGCAAGAAGGAAUUGCGAGAGAUGGUCGAGACAUCCGAAGAACAGCUCCAGGCGCUCAAGAAGCUUGUCCAAGAAGCAGAUUCAAGAGCCACUGAAGCGGAGAAGGUUAAGGGCUCAUUGCAAAAAGAGUUGGAACGGACGGCGCCUUUCGAGAAAGAGGUAAAAGAGAAGAAUCUCCUUAUUGGAAAAUUAAGACAUGAAGCUAUCGUUCUCAACGAUCAUUUAACAAAAGCCCUGCGGUACCUCAAGAAAACUAAGCCUGAGGAUAGUAUCGAUAGGCAAAUUGUUACAAAUCACUUCCUUCAAUUUCUCGCCCUUGACCGAUCCGACCCCAAGAAAUUCCAGAUCCUCCAGAUCAUUGCCGGGCUUCUCAAUUGGACGGACGAACAGCGAGAGCAGGCCGGGUUGGCUCGACCGGGAACAUCCAACAACAGUCUCCGGCUGCCGAGUUCACCAUUCCAUAGAACACCCAGCACACCGUCUCUGAAUGCGGAUUUCUUUGCAGAACCUUCAUCAUCGGCUAGCAAGGAAUCUCUUGCGGAUUUAUGGGCCGGAUUUUUAGAAAGGAGUGUAGAGGAAGCAUCACAGGUAGGAGGAUCAAGAAAGGGCAGCAUGUCGAGUACGGCAGGCACAACAAAAGGAACACCUAAUUAA
Hypoxylon trugodes is the source of this 1626-nucleotide messenger RNA. RefSeq lists its product as uncharacterized. NCBI's taxonomy places the organism in Eukaryota, Fungi, Ascomycota, Sordariomycetes, Xylariales, Hypoxylaceae. The record is from RefSeq and is a predicted model, not a curated record. The transcript has 4 exons. The coding region runs from base 1 to 1626 and encodes 541 amino acids. Gene Ontology annotation, biological process: endoplasmic reticulum to Golgi vesicle-mediated transport; Golgi organization. Gene Ontology annotation, cellular component: Golgi apparatus. Gene Ontology annotation, molecular function: small GTPase binding.